Prorocentrum cordatum is the source of this 1214-nucleotide messenger RNA. NCBI's taxonomy places the organism in Eukaryota, Dinophyceae, Prorocentrales, Prorocentraceae. The record is from the annotation of a GenBank genome assembly.
GCUCCAUCGACGACAGCAUGCCCAGAGAAUUCGUUCUGGCAUCCAAAGGCGUGUUCGCCAGAACGGCUGCAAGCGAUGCAAACCCAACUCCGGAGGACCCCCCAGACGGAGCCGCGGAGGAUCCCGCGACCCGCGCCCCCGACCUCUUCCAUACGGCCAGAAGUGAGGCCAGCUGCACGGAGCCGUCCUGGUGCCCCAUGGCCAGGUGCAGCGUCUCUAUGGAGAUGUGCCCCUGCACGUGCGCGUCGACCUCCACCCCGACGUCCUCGACGGCCACGGGGACGAGCACGGUCUCCACAUCGUCGGCGUCCACCACCACCACCUGCGCGGACCUCUUCUGGUGCUCCCUGGCCGACUGCAGCCUGGAGGCGUCGAUUGAGCUGUGCCCCUGCGCGUGCUCGGGUUUCAGCUUUACGGUCUCCAGCACAUGGACGACCAGCGCCACGUCGAGCGCCACGACGGCAACGGAGACCACGAGUGGGACGAGUGUCAGCACAGUGAGCGCCACCACAGUGACGCCUACCAGUGCGAGCGCGACCUCGACCAGCAUCUCCGCUACCAGCACGUCAACGUUUACCACGGAGACUGGCACCCGGACGCUCAGCACCACGAGCCGGACGAGUGCCAGUGCAACCACCACGUCUGCCACCGGCACAAGCGUGACCUCAGUGAGCACCUCUGCCUCCGCCACGACCACGUCUGCCACAGGGACAAGUAGCCAGACCGCAAGUACCACUAGUCGGACGAGCUCCAGUGCAACCAGCACCAGCGUGACCUCGCUCACCACGUCUGCCACCAGUACGUCGACGUCCGCCACGGAGUCCAGCACGCAGACUGACAGCUCCACGAGUACCACUGUAAGCCUCACGACGAUCACCAGCACAAGCAUGACCUCAGUAAGCACCUCCGCUACCAGCACAACCACAUCUGCCACCUGGACUAGCAGCCAGACGGCGAGCACAACAAGUCGGACAAGCACCAGCGCAACCAGCACCAGUGCGACCUCGCUCACCACGUCUGCCACCAGCACAAGCGUGACCUCAGUGAGCAUCUCUGCCACCACCACGACCACGUCUGCCACAGGGACAAGUAGCCAGACCGCAAGUACCACUAGUCGGACGAGCUCCAGUGCAACCAGCACCAGCCGUGACCUCGCUCACCACGUCUGCCACCAGUACGUCGACGUCCGCCACGGAGUCCAGCACGCAGACUGA